Molecule: messenger RNA, 1353 nt
Organism: Oppiella nova
Lineage: Eukaryota; Metazoa; Arthropoda; Arachnida; Sarcoptiformes; Oppiidae
Source: the annotation of a GenBank genome assembly
CAGCAAUACUGCAUUCAAUGAUCACAUGUUUGGACCGAAAAGUAAACCAAAUAUUUGUGCAAAUCUUCAGUGAUUUUGGUUUCGGCCGCAAAGCAUAUGAUUAAAGACGUGAACCAACAGAUGGACGACGAGAGACAACUCGACGACUGUAUGGACGACACGGAAGAAGACAUCGAAAUCAUCGAAAACGAAGACAUCGAGGACUUGGAUGCGAGCGAUGAGGAGGCGGACGAAGACUUUGUCGACGAGUCGACGCAAGUGUUCAGUGGACACGAGAAAGCGGUUCUCUGUUGCGGUCUAAGCGGCGACAAGAGGUACGCCGUCAGCGGCGGCGAAGACGACAAGGCUUUCGUCUGGCGGACCGACGACUCGGGCGUUGUCUUCGAGGCCAUCGGACACAAGGAGUCCGUGGUUUGCGUCGGAUUUAACUCAAACGACACACACGUGGCCACCGCUGACAUGAAUGGCUUGAUUCAGGUGUGGACUAUGAGUGGAGAGAAGGUGUUUGACUUCGAGGUCGACGAAAUCAAUUGGAUGUCGUGGCACCCGAUAGCCCACAACGUGCUGAUGGCGGGAACCGCUGCCGGCGACGCCUGGAUGUGGAAACUGAACCCAUCGCUCACCGCCGACUGCAAGACGUUUCAGAGUUUCGGUAAAUCCAAUUGUGUCGCCAAAUGCCUGUCCGAUGGGAAGCGUAUUGCAAUGGGUUAUGAAGACGGAGUGAUCCGCAUAUGGGAUCUCAAGACAGUGUCCGUCAUUCACGCCAUAAGCGACUUUAGCGCACAUAAGGCAACGGUGACGGCACUCGACUGUAUGUCCGACGACACGCUCAUCGGUUCCGGUUCUCUGGACUCGACGGCCAAACUGGUGAACACUGUGACGGGCAAAGUGGUGGCGACCUUCCAGUGCUCCAACACUCCCCAGGAUAGCGACGAAGACGUCGAUUCGGUCGAAAGCAUUGGAUUGAAUUCAGCGCUCUCUGUGUUGGCGACGGGAACCGUUGAGGGAUCGGUAGAUAUUUGGGACAUCUCUACGCAAAUUAAGCGCCACUCCUGCAAACACAGCACCGGUAUCUCGAAGUUGCUGUGGGAUCACAAUAGUCCGCAUUUGUUAUAUACGGCCGGUUUGGACGGCGUUCUCAACGUUUUUGACUCCAGAAGCGGCGAACUAAUGGGCACUAAAAGAGGUCAUUCCCAUCAUAUCCUCGACUUUUGCAUAUCCAGGGACUCGAGUAUCGCGUUAACCGCUUCCGAAGACAAUUCGUGCAAAUUAUUCUCACUUUNUCGCGUUAACCGCUUCCGAAGACAAUUCGUGCAAAUUAUUCUCACUUUCUUAAGAGUGUGUUAUGAAUGA